Molecule: messenger RNA, 504 nt
Organism: Kluyveromyces marxianus DMKU3-1042
Lineage: Eukaryota; Fungi; Ascomycota; Saccharomycetes; Saccharomycetales; Saccharomycetaceae
Exons: 1
Coding region: 1-504 (167 amino acids)
Source: RefSeq, a predicted model, not a curated record
AUGAGCGAGCCCGAUUCUUCCGUGGCUCCAUCUAACGAAGAUAGUGCGGACCCAAAGCAAGAAGAAAAGGUCGAGGUCGAACAAAAGCCAGACACAACAACAAACGAUUCCGUAGAGGAUCCAGCGUCUAAACUCGAAAGCAAAAAGCCAGACACUCAAUUACACGAGGAACAAGAGCAAGAACAAAAGAAAGAGGAGCCCAAGAAAGCGUCGCAUUGGCGAGCGGGGUCUCUCAAAGUCAAGUCUUUUACAGGAUACGCAUUGAACCUUCGAUGCUGGAAAAACGCUGACAAGCAAGAAACAGUAGAAACUGAAGAAAACGACCAACAACUUGAACCUGAGCCUGAAGCAGAUCCUGGCACAGAGCCUGAGCCUGAGGCAGAAACUGAGACCCCAUCACAAGCUGAAGAUCAACAACAGAAACAACCACCCAAAACAGAAGCAGAGAACAACCAACCCCAUUCUGACUCGGAAGGGUCCGAAAGCCAACAACAGCAAGUAUAG